Aegilops tauschii subsp. strangulata is the source of this 1406-nucleotide messenger RNA. RefSeq lists its product as uncharacterized. Lineage: Eukaryota; Viridiplantae; Streptophyta; Magnoliopsida; Poales; Poaceae. The record is from RefSeq and is a predicted model, not a curated record.
UUAUAUCCUAAAGCUGUUCUAUAAUGAUAUUUUUCACCACCCCCUUGUAUAAAUCACUUUCUCAUUGUAGAUUAUUUGCAAGUAAUUAAUUGAUCUUUGCAGAAAAUACGGCAGCCGGAAAGAAUUGAGUAGGAAAGAAGGAAGGAAGGAGCUAGUCCACAUUGGUAGGCCCGAAAGAACACUUUCAGCUUUGUCACUUAGCAGGAAGGCAAAGCACAUACCCACAGGAUCUCCUUAAUUUUUUUUUUUUAGGGUAGGAUCUCCUUAAAUUGGGUUUGCCAUCUCCCUUGGUGGAACUGACUACCCCACUAGCAUCUUCAGCUCUGCUUCCCCUCCUGAGAAAAGAGAAAGUAUCCUUCCAAGCCAUCGCUUGCUUUGAUUCUUGGGGAGCAUCCGUUCCAUAGCAUCCUCAUAGCUGCGUGCAAGCAGGUUUGAGCAGCUAGCUAUAAGAACUCCCUCAUCGGAUCGGUCUUGUUUCUUGCCAUGACCGGAGGGGAUUCCAUGGAUGCGAUCAGCCUGGACGAGUGGGAGCUCCUGCCUGACCUCGGGAGCUCCUUCUUCAUGGAGGAGUGCACUGCUGGUGGUGAUGAAGAAGAGGCCAUGGGACCAUCAGUGCAGGCUGCCUCUGCACAGCAGCAGCAUGGCGUCGAAUUCGAGGACAUGGGCGUCGUGCAGGCCGAGCCGAGGCGAGGGGAGCUCACGAUGAUGGUGACCGAGGUGAUGGUGUCCGGUGCAGAGGAGGAGGAAGAGAUGGUGCACUCCCCUGUUGCCGAAGAGGAAGCUUCUGAGGAGGACGAGGUGAUGGUGGAAGCGGCACCUGAUCAUCUACCUCAUGAGGUGGAAGAAGGUGCGGAGAGAGACAGGGCAGGGAUGGACGCUGCUGGCUUCAGCGUCGGGAAACUGAGGGUGAAUGGCGUCGGGGCGCUCUGCUCGUUCGGGGUCGCCGCUGCCACCUUCUGCAUCUUGGUGCUUGGCGGCAGGCCGCAGCAUCAGCAGCAGCAGAGGAAGAUUAUGGUGCAAGAUCAGAAGUCCCAGUUCCAGGUGUUCGCCGAUGACGAGAGAAUUCAUCGAGCCGUGGAGCAGGCGUCGAGGCUGAACCAGGCCGUGUCGUCGGUGAUGGGUGGCGCAUCCACCAGAGCGAAGGUGUCUUUCGGCGGCCACUACAACGGGUUUUGACGUGCCAGAAGCUUCUAGAAUCCAUCGACGCAUCCAUGACAUCCUAGUGUUAGGCAUAUUGAUAUUGAGAUUCUUUAUUUACAUUGGUCAGGGCCCCGUAGCCUGUAUGUCUGCAAUGUAUAUAUGCUUAAUAGCUGGUAGAUUGCAUCAGUCCACUACUCCACUGUCAUGUACAUUUCCUACCAGCAGAUGUGAACAGUAUUAUUUUGGGUUUGAUUUUCUCCGCGAAA